UGAAGCGGCCAUGAAGGCGGGAGCUACUUCCAUGUGGGCUUCCUGCUGUGGGCUGCUGAAUGAAGUCAUGGGGACUGGAGCUGUCCGUGGCCAGCAGGCUGGUUUUGGGGGAGGAGCUGGCCCCUUCAGAUUCACACCAAAUACAGACUUCUCAGCCUACCCAUCCCCGACUGCUGCAGGCACUAACAUAGUCUGCAAAGCUUGUGGACUUUCCUUCUCAGUGUUCAGGAAAAAGCAUGUGUGUUGUGACUGCAAGAAGGAUUUCUGCUCAGUUUGUUCAGUCUUGCAAGAGAACCUCAGAAGAUGUUCCACUUGUCACUUGCUGCAAGGAACAGCUUUUCAGCGGCCUCAGUUAAUGAGAUUGAAAGUGAAGGAUCUGCGUCAGUAUCUGAUUCUCAGAAACAUACCAACAGAUACGUGCAGGGAAAAAGAAGACUUGGUGGAUCUGGUGCUCUGCCACCACGGAUUAGAUUCAGGGGCAGACAUGGACGCUAGCAGCUUGCACUCGUCACGGUCACAGACUUCAGGGUUUUUCGCUCAUCCAUUUUCUAUGUCUGUAUCAAUGUCAUCUCAAGGAGACCUUGGGAGCAGGAGGGGAAGCACAGGGAACGGAACAGCUUUACGGGGACAAACGGAAACAUCCUCUAUAAAUAACGAAGAAGAUGAAAGUGCAGAAGAGCAGACCCCUGGAUUGUCCAGAAAGAGAGCGAGGGCAUCGUUGUCCGAUAUUUCAAGUGUGGAAGAUAUUGAAGGGUUGAGCGUUCGGCAGCUGAAGGAAAUACUCGCCUGUAAUUUUGUCAACUAUUCAGGCUGCUGUGAAAAAUGGGAACUUGUGGAAAAAGUGAGCAGGCUGUACAGAGAGAACGAGGAAAACCACAAGACACAGGGUGAGAAGAUGCAGCUGAACGACAACGAUGACAACCUGUGUCGCAUCUGCAUGGACGCCAUCAUCGACUGUGUCCUGCUGGAGUGCGGCCACAUGGUCACUUGCACCAAGUGCGGCAAGCGGAUGAGCGAGUGCCCCAUCUGCCGCCAGUAUGUGGUGCGGGCUGUGCACGUAUUCAAGUCUUAAACAGCGACCAGAGCCGCCUUUUAUUGCUGCCCUUCUGGGAUCCUGGGGGCAGGAGUGACCGAAAAGGGGCCAGAGUCAGCUUUUUAGUUCCCAAUAAACAGCAUUUGGAACACCAGGAUCUAGAAGUUCAUGGAACAUUUUUCUACAGCACAGUGAAUCCCAGGGGUGGGCAGCGCAAGGUGACAUCUGGGUAUACAGUGACAGUGCUGCCUGACUUACAACCCCUCAAACUGUUUACAGCAGUUCUUGCUGUCUUCUGAAGAACAUCACCUCAUGGUCCCAUGGUCAGUACUCCGCAGGUGCUCAGACACCACUGCGCUGCCACAUAAGCAUCUUGUCUAAUGCAUUAGAAGCAGCAACUCUAAGUGGUUGAAUAUUCAGCUCUCGCCUAACUCUAGAAUGUAACUGCUGCCACUGUCCCUGUGCCAGUGUUAACAGCAUAAAACAGGACUGCAGGGAACACUGCCAUUAACUGGACCUGCACAAAGCCCUUAAGCAAUCAUCUGCAUUAUGCUGAUUGCUUCAUCCCCAAUGGCUGUCCUUGCACAGGGACUGUCUUGGCCAUUCUAUGAGACUAUACAGAGCUCCGCUACAUCUCAGGGCUCUGCUGUGUGCUGUCCAAAUACCAAUUAGUUACUGAGUGGGUUUUAGGUUAGGAUUAAAGUAUUUUUUUAAACAGGGGUACAGUAACCAUACUGAGUGUGGUCCUUAAGCCACUCCUGCCUAUUGUAACUCUUAAUCUUACACAUGAUGAUUGUACGCCAUGUGCUGACAACCUGAUGUUACUGUGAAUACAAAUCAGGGUCAGAAACUACUUGCUGCUAACAUGUGGAAUGUACAUACAGCAUUACUAACCUUAACCGGGAAGGGGACCUUGGUAUUUCUCUGAAACCUCCUCUUAACAGACCUUUCCCGAGGCUGAGUCACUAUUAACCACACUUCCCAGUGGCUGCAAGCUGACCUGUGGUGCUGUCAGUCUUUGGCCUUGUCUCUAAGUAGGCUUUGUGCCAGCAUCAGGGGUAAGAGUCCUCUUGGAGCAAGAAUUUCCAGUUCUAGUAGGACACCUGUGACAGAUGACUUGGGGAAGAUGGGAGCAAGAACAGCCCUUCUCUUUGGGGUAGACUGCCUGUGGCUAUGUUUGCUUAAGUUUCCUGGAGGUGAGGAAGGACCUAGUCUGUCUGUUAUCCUUUCUGCAGGGUUGAAGGAUGAAGCUAGUUUCUCCUUUUCAUUUGCCAUAGGCUAGAGAAGUAACAGAGCCAGGGCCCUGUUUUGCCUCAGCUGUGGUACCUCUUUCUUCUAUUGUACUAUGGGACCUGCUCUUAUCCUUUAUGUAAAAAAGUGAGCUGGCUUGAAAAAGAGAAAGUAGCUGCUACGCAAGGUAAAACAUGCAGCUUAGAAACACUGCUUGUUAUUUUUUCACAAGGGAGCAAACAUGUCCUGGCUUUGUUUUUCAGAAGUAACUUCCUAAUGGUACUUAAAGCCCAGAGCCUCUGUCAGGUGGAUAAGAUAAUGACAUCUUCUGUGUUAUUACCAUGCUGAUCAUGAGCCACGCAAGAUUAAUAAAGAUUGGUCGUGGGCUUUGUCAGCCUCUCUUUCCUUAACCAGCUGUGGGAAUUCUCUUGGUGCUUUAACAUUGUUGACAUUUUAGUGUUCCUCCAGGUGGAGGAAAUGGAUGUAGGUAUUGUAUUUCCUCCAAAUAUAUUGGAAUAUGCCAACAACAACAACGACCAAGUGAUGCAAAAGUGCUGCACAGCAACAGGGGACUCUGCUGUGACUCCUGGCUUGCCCCAAGGCUGGAAACCAUGACCCCAUGGGGUCAGUGCAGUCACUCCUCACAGAGCAGAGCCCAAAGAACCCAACACUGGGACAGAAACCCCCAGAGCCAGCACCUGUUUUUGUACAAUUGUUUAUACAAAUUCAACAAAGGUAAAACUGCAUCAGGAAGGUCUACGAAAACAACACCGUACAACAAUGGCACUUAUGAAUGCAGAGUUUUACAAUCAGGAAAUAACCAUGUUAUAAACCUUAAAUGAGAACUCAACUCACACUUCAAAGAAAGAGAGACUACGGUUGACCAUUUAUUCUACGGCUGGACUCACUGUAUAAAUUAAUUUUAUAUUGAGUACAAGAGCUCAUGCUACAGAGUGAAACCCUCCUAUGUGCAAAAGCUGGAAUUGGAAUUGGUUUUUUUUUUCUUUUAAAAUUUUGAGAAAAAGGUGAUUUCUAUACAGAUAAAAGUGUUUUACUUCAACUAUAAUUUACACCUUAUUUCCACAACAUGCUUAUGUCACUUCUGAAGUAUACAAAGCAGGAUAUAAACUUCCAUUAAAACAUGCUUUAAGUUGAAAGUAUUAACCUACUUUUCCUGACCUGGGCACAUUUGUAGAUAGAUACUGUCUACGAAGUAUAGGUUAAGUUCUCGCCUACCAUAAGUAAAGAUAAAAAUUGGCAAUCAAAACCGAAACACUGGUAAUGCAUUCAAACAUUGCAUAAA
Molecule: messenger RNA, 3566 nt
Organism: Indicator indicator
Lineage: Eukaryota; Metazoa; Chordata; Aves; Piciformes; Indicatoridae
Gene: RNF34
Product: ring finger protein 34
Exons: 6
Coding region: 11-1072 (353 amino acids)
Biological process (GO): proteasome-mediated ubiquitin-dependent protein catabolic process; protein K48-linked ubiquitination; negative regulation of extrinsic apoptotic signaling pathway via death domain receptors
Cellular component (GO): plasma membrane; cytoplasm
Molecular function (GO): ubiquitin protein ligase activity
Source: RefSeq, a predicted model, not a curated record